Messenger RNA from Kluyveromyces marxianus DMKU3-1042, 660 nucleotides. RefSeq names its product protein transporter TIM23 (gene TIM23). The record is from RefSeq and is a predicted model, not a curated record. Gene Ontology annotation, biological process: protein import into mitochondrial matrix. Gene Ontology annotation, cellular component: TIM23 mitochondrial import inner membrane translocase complex; mitochondrial inner membrane. The transcript has a single exon. Gene Ontology annotation, molecular function: transmembrane protein transporter activity. Bases 1 to 660 code for a protein of 219 amino acids. NCBI's taxonomy places the organism in Eukaryota, Fungi, Ascomycota, Saccharomycetes, Saccharomycetales, Saccharomycetaceae.
AUGUCUUGGUUAUUUGGUGGUAAGAAGCCAUCAACCGACUCUCAAACAGCUAGUACUGAUUCCGAACAGAAUAAUGAAAAGCUAAAAAAGACUCUAGGUUUCGAUCCAUCAUCCGUCACAAACGUCUCCAAUGUUAUUUCUGUUCCUGGAGGAUUAAGCCCAUCGCAGCUCCACCCAUUAGCGGGGCUUGAGCGUGGUGUUGAGUAUAUGGACUUAGAAGAAGAACAGCUUUCUACUUUGGAAGGUUCUCAAGGUUUGAUUCCUUCUAGAGGUUGGACUGAUGAUCUAUGUUACGGUACCGGUGCUGUAUACUUGCUUGGUUUAGGUUUAGGUGGUUCUUAUGGGUUUUUCGAGGGUUUGAAGAACAUUCCACCAAACUCUCCAGGUAAAUUACAAUUGAAUACAGUUCUAAAUCAUAUCACAAGAAGAGGGCCAUUUUUGGGUAACAAUGCUGGUGUCCUUGCCUUAACCUAUAACUUGAUCAACUCUACAAUUGACUCUUUAAGAGGAAAACACGAUGUCACAGGAUCAGUCGUCGCUGGUGCUUUGACCGGUGCUGUUUUCAGAUCCUCGAGAGGGUUGAAACCAAUGGCUUAUUCCUCUGCUUUGAUGGCAGCUGCUGCUGCGGGAUGGUGCGGAAUCAAGUCGGUCGUCUUAUGA